Messenger RNA from Hyalella azteca, 2823 nucleotides. RefSeq names its product pre-rRNA 2'-O-ribose RNA methyltransferase FTSJ3. Lineage: Eukaryota; Metazoa; Arthropoda; Malacostraca; Amphipoda; Hyalellidae. Gene Ontology annotation, molecular function: rRNA (uridine-2'-O-ribose)-methyltransferase activity; rRNA (guanine) methyltransferase activity. Gene Ontology annotation, biological process: maturation of 5.8S rRNA from tricistronic rRNA transcript (SSU-rRNA, 5.8S rRNA, LSU-rRNA); maturation of LSU-rRNA from tricistronic rRNA transcript (SSU-rRNA, 5.8S rRNA, LSU-rRNA); rRNA methylation. Gene Ontology annotation, cellular component: nucleolus; nucleus; preribosome, large subunit precursor. The transcript is spliced from 16 exons. The coding region runs from base 164 to 2794 and encodes 876 amino acids. The record is from RefSeq and is a predicted model, not a curated record.
CUGAGCCAAGGCAACGCGAUCGUGGGUUUGACAACCUACUUUAGGUUGCUAAGGAGCUUUUGUUGAGUGUGAUAAUGUGGUUGCUGAAUGUCUUGAUAUUUCGUUAAAGCUCCACAGAAAUAGCUUCCUAGUUUUUGAAAAAAUUUAUUAAACCCAAAUCACAAUGGGUCACUCUAAAAAGAAAGCAAAAACUGGUGCAUCUCGCAAGGAUGGAUAUUAUAAACUGGCCAAAGAAAAAGGUUACAGAGCUCGGUCUGCCUUCAAGCUGGUCCAUUUGAACAGCAUCUGUGAUAAUUUCUUCAAGAAUGCCAAAGUUUGCAUUGAUUUGUGUGCAGCACCUGGCUCCUGGAUGCAGGUUGCAAGGGAGUUUAUGCCUCAAGGAUCUGUAAUUGUUGGCGUUGAUCUUCACCCCAUCAAAGCUAUUCCUAAAACUCUUAGUAUCCAAGGGGACAUCACAACACAGUCGCUCAGAGCUGAACUGCGCAACACACUUAAGAACUACAAAGCUGAUGUAGUGCUACACGAUGGUGCUCCAAAUGUUGGCAAGAACUGGACUCAGGAUGCAUACGACCAAAAUGUCCUGGUGCUUCAUGCCUGUAAGCUGGCUUGUGAAUUUUUAAGAUAUGGAGGCCAUUUUGUGACCAAAGUUUUUCGAAGCAAAGAUUCCACUAAACUGGAAUAUGUUUUCAAAAAUCUAUUCAAAGAUAUCAAGUGCACUAAGCCACAAGCCUCACGUUACGAGUCUGCAGAAAUUUUCUAUGUUUGCAAAUUUUACAAAGUUCGACCAGAUGACAAAGUGGACCCUCAGUUCUUUGAUGCCAAGCAUGUAUUUGCUGAGGUCGAGCCUACUGAAGCAAAGAGGGUGAACCUCAACAGACCAGAGAAGGUGAAGAAGAAGAGUGAAGGCUAUGAAGAUGGCGCCGAGAUCCUCUAUUCUGAGUCCACAGUCACCGACUUCAUCGAGAGCACCAGACACGAGGAGCUGCUUCAGAAGACAUCCAAGUUGGUGAUCGAUGAGCGCUGGCAAGACCACCCGAGCCUGACGAAGGAGAUCAUUGCUUGCUGCCAGGACAUCAAAGUGCUGGGCAGGAAGGAGCUUAAGAUGUUGCUUAUAUGGAGGAAAACUCUAAAGGCUGAAUAUGAUGCGCUGAAGAGUUUAGAAAAGGACACAACCAAAGACACAGCAGCCACAGAAACUGCAGGUGAAGCACAAGAAGAUGAGGAUGAGGAGACCAGGAUACGCAAACAAAUACAAGAACUGGAGGACAAGUCACGUGCAGAAGACAGCCACCAGAAGAAGGCUGUGAAGAAGCAGCGCAAGCAGCUGCAGCAAAAGCUGAAGCUCAUGGCGCUCAGCGGCUCUGCUGAAGUUCAGCGGGAUGAAACUCUCUUCAAUAUCAAGGACAUGGAACGAGUUCAAGACCCUGACGUGCUGAUGGCACAGUACGACAAACUGCCCAGCGAUGACGAGGAGGAAGCACUGCCCACCAGGGAGCGCUACAGAAAGACUGACUACGAGCUUGAUGAAAGUGGCACAUAUUACCGACGUGUUGGUGACGUGUCAGACUCAGAGUCGGAGGACGAGACUCCUGAAGCUGGUGAAGGACUCUUCAAGAAAAAGAAGAAGAAGAAAACGAUCCUUAAAAGCGACGGCGUCGAAUUUGUGUCCCAAGAAGACACAUGCAAAUUGCCUAAGAAAUCCGUACGAUUUGCCGAUGAUGAGGACUCGAGUGAUGAUGAUAGUGACUCCAGUGAUAAUGAUGAAGACCUUCAGGAGUUGAGGAAAGGAGAGGAAGAUGAAGGGGAUGAUGAGGAGGCUGCAGGAGAGAAGUUCACCACGGAUCUCAUGGGGGAUGAUGAAGAGGAUCAGAAGGAGCGCACGGCUGAGUCCUGGUUUGCUAAGAACGAGCUGCUGACCAACCUGAUGUCAGAUGAUGAAGAGGACUUGGACUUGGAGGUGUCGGCGGCCAUCAAAUCUUACAAGAGCAAGGGGGGACUUGUGUUGGGCGGGGACGACGCUGAGGACACCCCUGAGUCUGACAGUCUUCUUACUUCAGACAACAACAAGACAAACAAAACAAAGAAACAAGAAAAAUCCGAGCCGCUCAAACCUGAUGCUCAAAAAUCAUCCAAGGACUCCAUGAUGCCUAAAGCUGCGGAGCAAACGGCGGUGGGCGGCGUGGACGGCGCAGGGACGACGAGCAGUAAGAUCACCGCCAAGAGGCUGGCUGACAUGGACGCCGUCGCCCUCGCCCUCGGCACUAAACUCGUCAAGUCUAAGAAAGCCAGGCGCGAGAUAUAUGAUGAUGGCUGGAAUAGGUACAUGGUGGGGGGCGAGGAGGACCUGCCUGCAUGGUUCGUAGAAGACGAGAGGGAGAACAUGGCGCCGGUCUUGGAUGUUGACGAGAGCGACGUGCGCAUGUUCAAGGCACGUGACCGCGCCGUGAACGUCCGUAACCUGAAGAAGGUUAUGGAGGCGAAGGCCCGCAAGCAGCGCAGGUUCAAGAAGACCAUGCAGAAGGUCGUGAAGAAGGCCGAGGCUAUGCAGGGCAGCGGCUUGGGUGACGUCGAGAAGAAGCAGGAAAUUAAGAAUUUGUACAAGAAGGCGAUGAGCAUGACGAAGAAGAGGGAGACCACGUACGUCGUCAUGAGCAAGAGAAACAAAGGCAAGAAGCCGCGCAGCGUCAAGGGGCGCUACAAGCUCGUCGACGCGCGUCUGCGCAAGGACGUGCGCGGCAAAAUGCGCGCAGAUGCACGAAGAAAGAAGUUCACUACGCCCAAGAGACGAAAAUAAUAACUUGCUUAUUAUAUGUAAAGAUAAAA